AUGCCAGAAAUAAGCUGUGGUCCUCCUCAAGUGCUCCCCCAUACUAACCUGCAGUGGGACCGCUCCACUCGUCCUGGCAGUGCUGUGCUUUAUAAAUGUAUGGCUGGAUAUUACCAGGAGGGUGGAGAUGAUAUUUCCACAUGUCUGACAUCAGGCGAGUGGGCAACUGUAUCAUUAAAGUGCAAAGCAAAAUGUGGCCCGGUCCCCUUGCUCGCCCAUUCAGACGUGGUGUGGAACAACAGAAGUGUUGUGAUCCAUCGCUGUGCAAAUGGAUAUCACAGUUGGAGGGGCAGCAACAUCUCCCUGUGCAGCAGCUCUGGGGUGUGGCAGACGGCCACUCUCCAAUGCAUAGAAAUCAAGCCACCCAUCGAUCAUCUCAAUGUUUCCGAUGAAAAAUGUGUCCAAUGGAGAGCAGAGAAGUACGAAGAAGAUACAGAAAUCUACAAGGUGUUCUACGUGGGAUCCAGAGACUACGACAGAUCCUUUCUUGAAAAAAGGAAGCGGAUUCUGAGCUCUCAGGCAGAGUGGCUGAAAGUCUGUCUGAGUUUGCUUCCAGCCACAAACUACAGCAUCUCAAUCACUGCCAUGUCCGCUGGGUUCACAGCCACCAUCACCACUAACACCAGUUUACCAGCACCACCUGUACCAGAUGUCCACUACAGAGAAUAUGACUCUCCUGCACCGAAUUUGAGGCUGCACAGGUCACCCAGUACUCUCGACCCAAUAAGUUUGUACCAAGUCUUUGUACUUCCCAUAGACGGCAUGAUGACGUUUGACUGCUCCUCUCCUGCGAAUGGAGACGCUUUGAGCAAACAGGAUUCCUGGAAAAGGCACAUAGCAGCUCAGAUGCACAUCAGCCAUGUCGGAGCAGAUGUGAACUUCACUGUUGGAGAUGGCUUCUAUCGCGGAGGCUUCUUCAAUGCUCCUCUGGAGAAAGGCAGAAACUACUAUGUGGUCUUGCGAGUUGUUAGCCGGUGGAACAAGGAUUUAAAAAGCUCCUGUGUUCUUUGGGCCAAAGUAACAGGCACAUCCUACGUUGUGAAGGUUUCAUCGCUGUGUGCUGCGGCCACAGUCGGACUUAUAGCCUUAGCUGCUUCGCUGGGACAUGCUUACACCUGGUUUUUCAGGAAAAAAAUAAGAACAUGACUGCUUAUAUUGCUUUUUUUGUAGUUUUUUUUUUUUUUUUUGUGGAAUAAAAUCAGUUUUUGUACACUUUGGGAUUAUUGUUGAAUUAUUAUAUAAUGACAGUAUUC
Messenger RNA from Entelurus aequoreus (snake pipefish), 1253 nucleotides. Its product is annotated as sushi domain-containing protein 1-like. Bases 1 to 1146 code for a protein of 381 amino acids. NCBI's taxonomy places the organism in Eukaryota, Metazoa, Chordata, Actinopteri, Syngnathiformes, Syngnathidae. The record is from RefSeq and is a predicted model, not a curated record. The transcript has 10 exons.